Molecule: messenger RNA, 606 nt
Organism: Cylicocyclus nassatus
Lineage: Eukaryota; Metazoa; Nematoda; Chromadorea; Rhabditida; Strongylidae
Source: the annotation of a GenBank genome assembly
AUCUUUGGUGCUUCCACUCUCUACCAAGGAGUCAAAGUGACGAAAUACACAGUCAAAAAGCGUGCCAACCAAAGGAUGGGCGAACAAAUCGAAUUGGUUGGCAAUGGCUCAGUGCCCCAUGAGGAACGGGUUCGACCACCUUUCAAAAGGGCCAGUACGCAAAUUACGAUGGGCACCGACUUGGAUCCUUUCAACAAACCUGAGCAUGUCCACACUUUGAAGGGUCGUGAACUCUACUUCUUCGUGAUUUUCUACGCUGUGGCCGUGAUUUUGAUACUGGCGGUGUUCGAAUUCUUCAUGCCGGUGCUCUUCAAUCCAAACUAUCCCGACAUGAAUUAGCAAUGAACGAUCGAUUAUCGAUCGAUUUGCUGUAAUCACCAGAGUGCAUUUAGGGCACAUCUGAACUUCUCGAUGCUCACUACAUAACCUCUUCACACAUCUAAUUUUAUUAUAUUUUUAAACGGGUACGGAUUUGUGCAGUGCAGCAUUAUUAUACAGCGGGUUGUGAAUUAUGUAUGUAAGAAAUUUCUCCAAAUGUCUUUAUUUUUAUGUUGUGCAUUAUUACGUGAUCUAGAAAAGCACAUAAUAAAUUUUAUUAAUAUGUUC